CCCCUCUCCAGCUCUCCUCUCCGUCACUUUCGAGCUCUUUUCAGACCGAAGAGGAGCAUAAUGGCGAAAAUGAGGGUGUCAUACGAGUACUCGGAGGCGGAGGAUAAGAGUAUCCGACUAGGACUGUUCCUCAUCGUCUGUGGCAUCCUGUCCCUCUUUAUCCUCGGGUUCUGCUGGCUCAGUCCAACUCUACAGAGCAUGCAGAGCAAACCGGCCAACUGCACGGUGGUGUCCGUGCUCAGACCGGAGGAGAUGUUCGAGUGCGUGUACGGGGCGGACUGCAAGGGGACCUCGCUGUAUCCGUGUCUGCAGAUAUUCGUCAAUAAUUCCGAAUCGAACUCCGUGGCUCUGCUGCACUUUGAUGAACAGCAACUGGUGCUGAACCAUUUAUAA
Molecule: messenger RNA, 393 nt
Organism: Oncorhynchus keta (chum salmon)
Lineage: Eukaryota; Metazoa; Chordata; Actinopteri; Salmoniformes; Salmonidae
Product: calcium-activated potassium channel subunit beta-4-like
Biological process (GO): detection of calcium ion; potassium ion transport
Cellular component (GO): membrane; voltage-gated potassium channel complex
Molecular function (GO): potassium channel regulator activity; calcium-activated potassium channel activity
Source: RefSeq, a predicted model, not a curated record